GAGCUAUCCCCGCUUCUGUUCUUACUAUUUCAACAACAUUAAUUCAAUGUAUAUGUUUUUUAAUGUGUAUGGACGUAGAUGGUAACAGAGCAAAUCUCUGACGCCAUUUGUGGUUGUGAAGGUUUUAGACUUUUUUUUUUCAAUACAUGAAAGAACAAACAAAAUAAAAAAGAGGCAAAAACUGAGAAAGCUUCAAUGUCUGGAACAGCAACUCACAUGAGCACGAUCAAUCAUUUGGCAAGAACCUGUAAAAUCACAAAUCUCCAAUCACCCAUUUGCUUCGAUCGGAGAUUCGCUUUCUCUUUUCCACAUAAACCCUAUUCCGUUUCUCAAUUGCUUCCCAAAACCCUACAUGGCCCCUCCUCUUCUUCUUCCUCCGUCAAUCGUAGAUCGAGAUUCAAAAUUCCCAAGCGUUUAUCUGUCUCCAUGGAGUGGCAAGACUGCUCAGUGAAGAUGGAAGUAGAUGUUCCAGUAUCCGUAGCGUAUAAUUUCUACUUGGAUCGUGAAUCUUUCCCCAAGUGGAUGCCUUUCAUUUCAUCCGUAGAGGUGUUGAAGGAUAAGCCUGAUCUGUCACGUUGGUCACUCAAGUACAAUGCUUUUGGUCAAGACAUUAAGUAUUCUUGGCUUGCUCGGAAUCUACAGGCAAGAAAAUAUAUACCUACUCCUAAUCAGAAAAUUCAUUGGAGAUCUCUUGAAGGCCUUCCUAAUAAAGGAAGCGUACGGUUCUUCCCUAAAGGUCCUUCGUCGUGCAUUGUAGAACUAACCGUAUCAUAUGAAGUCCCUGCGCUUUUAACCCCAGUGGCAUCGGCGCUCAGGCCUUUUCUAGAAAGAUUGCUUAGAGGUGGACUUGAAAGAUUUGCAGCCUUGGCCAAAACUACUUAAAAAGGAAUCUGUAUGUUUCUCAGCAUCUUUCUGAUUCUGGGUGUUAAGAAUUUCUCUAAAUCCCAUGAUUUGGGCUUUUUAUACUGUGACUUUUGUAUGAAUAAAUAAUUCUUCUUGCUCUCAUAACAGAAUUUCGUGGUUUAGGUCACCAAGAAAAAGAGAAAAUU
Molecule: messenger RNA, 1049 nt
Organism: Thlaspi arvense
Lineage: Eukaryota; Viridiplantae; Streptophyta; Magnoliopsida; Brassicales; Brassicaceae
Source: the annotation of a GenBank genome assembly